AAAAAUACUUGCUACACCCGCCGCCUCAAACAAAGGUAAACAAAAGUCUCAUUGACAAAUCUUGGAGUGUCCAUAAGCAAUUCAAUUGAACGAUUCUCUGCCAUGGCUGCCCUCGCCGCUGUACUUCCACCACCCGCGUAUGCCCCAACUAUUUCAGAUGACGAGGAAGAAGUUCCCCAGCCUACUCCGUCUCAAUCUGUGAUCACUCGCACACCAAUACCGCCAUACGGCCAACGAGUGGGAUGGAAACCGCUAAAAUCUGAGGACUUCGGGGAUGGUGGUUCAUAUCCCGAAUGUCAUGUUGCACAAUAUCCAUUAGACCUCGGGCGGAAGAAGACUGCCGCAGGCAACACAAUUUCUCUUCAAGUCGAUAGCGAAGGGAAUGUUCGUUAUGAUGCUAUUGCUCACCAAGGCCAACGUUCUGGCAAAUAUAUUCAGUCCCAAUUCAAGGACCUCGUUCCUAUCGCUCAUCGGAAAGACCUCACGGAUGACCAGCGGACCAUGGAGCGCCCUUCUGAGGAGGAGGUUCAAGCUACUGCAGAUAAAACUCGGGCCGCUCUUGAGCAACUUGUUUCUGGAAAGAUCAAGGCUGCACAACCGAAGCAUGUCCCGGAUGCGCAGGGGAAGACGACAUAUAUCCGAUACACACCUGGCCAGCAGAACGGAGGGGAUAAUGGUGCGCUUAAACAGAGGAUUAUCAAAAUGUCAGAGGUUGUGGAAGAUCCAAUGGAGCCGCCAAGGUUUAAGCAUAAGAAGAUUCCCAGGGGACCACCUAGUCCACCCCCUCCUGUUCUGCGGAGUCCACCAAGGAAGGCGACAGCGGCAGAGCAGAAGGAGUGGAUGAUCCCACCGUGUAUAUCCAAUUGGAAGAACAACAAAGGUUUUACUAUCCCACUCGACAAACGGUUGGCUGCAGAUGGUCGGGGUCUUCAAGAUGUUCACAUCAACGAUAAUUUUGCCAAGUUCUCAGAAGCAUUGUUUGUCGCAGACAGACAUGCCCGUGAAGAAGUUCGGCAACGUGCACUUAUGCAGCAAAAACUCGCACAAAAGGAGAAAGAAUCCAAAGAGGAGAACCUCCGCAUGCUUGCACAGCGCGCCCGGCAAGAGCGCAGUGGUGUCGCACCUUCUCGACCAACAGCGGAAUCUCGAGCGGCAGUCACGUCAACUCUUGCUGGCUAUGGUAGCGGCAGUGAAUCUUCUGCAUCAGACGCUGAACCAGAAGAUUCAGAAGAACAGGAAGCUCGCAAGCUCCGCGACGAAAUGCGUGCCGAGAAACGUCGUGAACGCGAACGUGAAAUGCGGAUGUCGAACAUGGGCGCCGAGCAGCGCGCCAAGAUGCUUGCACGGCAACAAAAUCGUGAUAUAUCAGAGAAAAUCGCGCUCGGUCUUGCAAAGCCGACCAUGUCGAAAGAAAGCAUGCUGGACUCGAGGCUGUUCAACCAGGAGUCGCUUAGUGGUUCGUUUGCAGAUGAAGACAACUACAAUUUGUAUGAUCGGCCGCUGUUCCACGGCUCGACAGCGGCAGCGGCGAUAUACAAGGCCAGGGGUAAUAUUGCAGAGGGCAACGACGAGUCAUUCGGUGGUGGGACCGAGGAGGAGGAUCAAGAAGUCCGUGAGGGACCUGUACAAUUUGAGAAGGAUACAGGGGACGUCUUCGGUCUGGAUAAAUUCUUGGACGAGGCAAAAUCUGGGAAAAAACGAGGUCUUGACACCGACGUUGGUGGGUCGCGGAAACGGCAACAACUGGAAAAGGCGUCCGAUUUCUAGGCAUUUGUAUUCUAUCGCUGUUGUCGUCUUUAUGCUAUGUAUCCUAUUCGUGGUUUGCAUUGAUCGUGCAUUUACUAUUUUUUAUCAUGAACCCAAAAUCUAUUGUCUGAUGUUGUUGACAAGGUGUUGUGACCUGUAUUAAUAGUAAAUGAUCUGUCGUGUGGUCGUAAUGGGCA
Messenger RNA from Suillus subaureus, 1943 nucleotides. Its product is annotated as SKIP/SNW domain-containing protein. The transcript is spliced from 7 exons. Gene Ontology annotation, biological process: mRNA splicing, via spliceosome. Gene Ontology annotation, cellular component: spliceosomal complex. The coding region runs from base 103 to 1767 and encodes 554 amino acids. Lineage: Eukaryota; Fungi; Basidiomycota; Agaricomycetes; Boletales; Suillaceae. The record is from RefSeq and is a predicted model, not a curated record.